AUGGACACCGUCGUCUACCUCGCACUUUUCGUUCUGGGCGCCGUAUUUGUUGUAAGCCUUAUCGUAUUAUUGGCCAUGUGCAAGCGGCGUCGGUUUCGGUUGAAACACCUCCGACAGAACCCAAGAUUCUCAAAACUGCACAACGAUAGCCUGGACGGUAUCGUCCAAUUGACACCACUGCUGGCGAUGGCAUUGGAACGGAAUGGCUGGGUGUAUGAUGUUGGGGGAUUAUUGCAACAUUGCGUUGCCGUACUCCAGCUCGCCCAUUCGCUUUCCGAGCAGUUGGCCACUCAAUCGAUGGCCCAAUCCUCGCCCCAGCUGCAACAUCUCGUCAGCGAGGCCACCCAUCGGGUGAUGCCCAGAUUCGAUGAUCUUCUCUCCUCCGUCGCCAGUCCAAAGGUGGACGUGCGAAUUCUGGAGGCUCGGGCAUCGGCGUUGGCUACGGUAUGCUGGAGUCUCGCGAUGCCCUUCACGCUUGCUCAUCCCAAUAUGAAGGAGAAGCUAGCCGAGCCUCUCCAAAGUAUGGAGCAACACCUCGAAGCGUUGAGCGCCGCUGCCCGCCUUGCCGAGCAGUCGGAUACCGGAAAGGUGGACAUCGACUGGAAGACGUGCGGUCAGGGACCGGAAGGAGAUGACGAAGGGACAUCUGGUAUCCAUCCAUCGCCAUCUCCAUCUUCUCCCCCUCCACGCCAAUCUGCUGCUCAUAUCACGCAGACGGCUCUUCCUCCUCAUGUUUCGAGUGCCGCUCCACCGGCUAGCGAAGCUGCACCAACAACUACCAUCUGUAUUACGGAGACCGCGCCGUUGUUGGAGCGACUCCGCGAAAACGACGCCGCCUCCCCCAACGGCCAUCCCGCAGAUCCGGUGGCG
Messenger RNA from Mesorhabditis spiculigera, 870 nucleotides. Lineage: Eukaryota; Metazoa; Nematoda; Chromadorea; Rhabditida; Rhabditidae. The record is from the annotation of a GenBank genome assembly.